Messenger RNA from Manduca sexta (tobacco hornworm), 951 nucleotides. RefSeq lists its product as uncharacterized. Lineage: Eukaryota; Metazoa; Arthropoda; Insecta; Lepidoptera; Sphingidae. Bases 1 to 951 code for a protein of 316 amino acids. The record is from RefSeq and is a predicted model, not a curated record. The transcript is spliced from 2 exons.
AUGGAGAAAGCACGCGGCACACCGUCUACAGCUAGUGAUGGGAAAGCGUCGACAGAUCGUGAUGGCGAGGUAUACAAGGUGAGCAUACGCAUUCCACCUUUUUGGCCUGAAGAACCGGAGAUUUGGUUCGCCCAAGUGGAAGGACAAUUCGCUAUUAAUAGAAUAACCAGUGACCAGACUAAAUUUAAUCAUGUUAUUAACCAACUGGACAAUCAGUACUCGAAAGAGGUAAAAGAUAUUAUUAUAAAACCACCAGCGGAAAAUAAAUAUGACACAUUAAAAGCGUUGCUCAUUAAGCGAUUAACUGAGUCGAAUGAAAAGAAGCUUAAGCAAUUACUCAUGCAUGAAGAGCUCGGGGAUCGAAAACCGUCCCGCUUUCUUCGACAUUUACAAAGUCUCGCCGGAUCCGAUGUUCCAGACGAUUUUCUGAAGACCAUAUGGAUCAGUCGUCUCCCUUAUGGCAUUCAGACAGUACUUGCAGGUCAACCAGGUACAACUUCGCUUGAAGAUCUGGCUGAUUUGGCGGAUCGAGUCAACGACUUAUCUACGACGUCUCCAAAGGUCGCCUCCGUGAGUCAAGAUAAUCCCAGUUCUGUAAUCAGUGAUUUGACACGGGAAGUAGCCGAACUUCGGAGGCAAUUCCAGAAGCUGGCAUCCCAGAGAAGUGGAAGAUCUAGGUCCCGAACUGCUCGACCCCGUAGCGGAUCAUCUUCAAGACAACGGUCACAGUCCAACUACCGAAAAUAUCCACUUUGUUGGUACCACGCCAAGUUUGGAGACAGGGCCAGCAAAUGCGUCCGCCCCUGCGAUUAUAAGUCGGAAAACUCGAAGGGCAGUCGAGAUAACCCGACCAGCUGGUACGCAUCGGACUAUCCCUCACAACAAUGUACACCACAUACGUACGACAUCAGGGCCUCCAGUUUCCUCACCGCCUCGUCGCCUCGCUCCUGA